AGGAAACACAAAUAUUAAUGAUGUCAUCAUUCCCAUUGGUCUCCUUUCUCAUCACUCUCAUGUUGGCUGCAGCUGUAUGCACCCACGGACAAGAAUUUGUGCUGGACACCGACAACAAUAUAGUUCUAACGACAGCACAAUACCAGAUCCAACCGUACUCCCACAGUAGUAACGGAGGUGGUCUUCUCCCAGUCCCCGUUAAACUAUUUCCCCUUUGUCCACUGGGCGUCAGCCAAUCCUCGAUUACAGCCUUACCAGGCCUACCGGUUAGCUUCUCACAUCCAUACGCGCUCAUGGAACACCGUGUUGAAGAAAAGAUAGCAUUAAACAUCGAGUUUAAGUGGUACGAAUGGCCAGGCUGCGAGGAGUUUUCCAAGUUAUGGAAAGUCGAUGAAUCCUCAUCGGCUUCCAAGGAGCCUGCGAUACUCACCGGUGGUAAGAAGCGCGAACGAAACAGCUGGUUUAAAAUUGAGAGAAAAGAACCUUUGUACGGAGGAAAUGCUUACAAGUUGACUACCUUAACCGGAACCAUUGGAACCGCCCCAGGGCAUUGGGACAAAGCACCACAACUAGUUCUCACCAAUGAUACUGCGAAGACCUUUCUCGUCAAAUUCCACAAGGUUAAUGGUGAUACUACGGCUGUUACUUCUACUUCACGUCAGGAGAAAUUAGGUCUAAGGAUGUUCCCAUUCUACUAGUCAACAAUCUGAUAAUCCUGGAAUGUACCUGGCCCAGCUAAAAUGAUGGGUUGAGAUAAUACCCUCGUGCAUGUACCUGAAUUUCCAUAAUCAAAUAAAAUUAUGUUUGCCAACGUUUUAUAUAUAA
Molecule: messenger RNA, 825 nt
Organism: Raphanus sativus (radish)
Lineage: Eukaryota; Viridiplantae; Streptophyta; Magnoliopsida; Brassicales; Brassicaceae
Product: kunitz trypsin inhibitor 2-like
Exons: 1
Coding region: 18-698 (226 amino acids)
Molecular function (GO): endopeptidase inhibitor activity
Source: RefSeq, a predicted model, not a curated record